UGAUCUCACAACACCACUCAGCCACUCAUAUUUAUUUGAUUCAUUCCGCCAGUAGUUGUGUGGGUUCUAAACAUAAGUGUCGUGCAAGAUGCUCUUGCCGAUUUUGUUGAUUGUUAUUUUUAUAAUUACUGUUUUAGUUGCCGUUCACAUAAAAUUAACAAACUUCCAACAUCUUCCAGGACCCAAGGAAUGGCCACUAUUAGGCUGCUCACUAGAAUUUGUGAAUUUGAACUCUGUUGACAUAUUCAAUUUGCUUCGACGGUUCGCGCGUGAGUAUGGAAAAGCAUACAAAAUUUGCUUUGCGUACGACUACUCGCUUGUGUUUGCGAAACCGGAGAUAGCAGAGAAAAUCGUCAACACACAAUCGUAUGCUUCAAAAUCGGAAGACUACGAUAAGGUGUCGGAAUGGAUCGGUGACGGGUUGCUCGUCUCCAAAGGGGAGAAAUGGUUCAGUCGACGCAAAGUUCUAACUCCUGGAUUCCAUUUCAAAAUAUUGGAUAGCUUUGUACGGGUGUUCAGCGAGCAAAGUGAUGUGCUGUGUCGGAAAUUAGCCACCUACAACGGCUCUGAAGUGGAUGUUUUUCCCAUAUUGAAAUUGUUCACUCUGGAUGUCCUGUGCGAGACGGCCCUCGGAUAUAAAUGUCAUGCUCAAACGGAGAACUCAUUCUAUCCGGCAGCUGUGGAAAAAAUUAUGUCUAUCCUAUACAGACGUAUGUUUGAUCUGUUUGCCAUCUAUUUCUUCAGAUUCACCAGAGAAUAUAGAUUAUUUAAACGGCUAGUGCAUCAGACUCAACAGUUUACUUUGCGGAUAAUCGACGAACGCAGACGUCUUCUGAACGAAAAAUCAACAACAGAACAGUCCGAAAACGAGAUUGGUCGAAGAAAAAUGGCUUUACUGGAUAUACUGAUUCAGGCUACUAUUGAUGGUAAACCUCUCUCAGAUGAAGACAUUAGAGAAGAGGUAGAUACAUUCACAUUUGCAGGUCACGAUACAACCGCUUCAGCAUUGACCUUUCUCCUCUACAACAUUGCCAAAUAUUCCGAUGUACAGGAGAAACUUUUCGAUGAAAUAGUCUGCGUUGUAGGACGGGAUAAUUGUGAGCUCAGUUUACACCUUCUCAACGAUCUGCACUAUAUGGAUCUAGUAAUUAAAGAAUCUCUCAGACUUUACCCUCCAGUGCCGCUGAUAGCUCGACUUGCCACAGAGAAUACUCAAAUCGAAGAGUUGGACAUUCCGAAAGGUACCUGCGUAUGUGUUAACAUAUUCGAAAUGCAUCGCGAUCCAGAGUAUUUCGACGAACCAGAUGAUUUCAAACCGGAUCGGUUCGAAAGUAUCCGUGACAUGGGAAAAUCAAAUCCCUUCACGUACAUUCCGUUCAGUGCUGGAAGCAGAAAUUGUAUUGGUCAAAAAUUUGCUCAGUACGAAAUCAAGGCAGCCAUAACCAAAGUAUUGCAAAAUUUUAGAUUGGAACUAAACUCGACUAACUUUGAACUGAUUCUGAAGGCGGAAAUCGUAUUGAAACCAGCUGGAAAGCUACCAAUUAGAUUCGUAAAAAGAUCUUCAUAAAGUUCCAAGUGUUUCUUGUUAUUAUCGUAUCAUAAAUUAUUUUUAUUUCUCAAA
Malaya genurostris is the source of this 1621-nucleotide messenger RNA. Its product is annotated as cytochrome P450 4d2-like. Lineage: Eukaryota; Metazoa; Arthropoda; Insecta; Diptera; Culicidae. Bases 89 to 1567 code for a protein of 492 amino acids. The record is from RefSeq and is a predicted model, not a curated record. The transcript has 6 exons. Gene Ontology annotation, molecular function: monooxygenase activity; iron ion binding; oxidoreductase activity, acting on paired donors, with incorporation or reduction of molecular oxygen.